AUGUCAUCUUCGAUCCUCCACGAAAGAAUUUUGCCUGCUCUGCCGUACGAACCUGCCUAUGUUCAGCCCGGUGAAUCUCAGCUUUUUCACAUCACCGCCGAGCAGGUCACCUAUGACCACCGACGUCAGGUCCGUGUCCAGUUGACUGCAUUUGGUAAUCAGGCCCUUCGUGGGCUCUGCCAUUAUCCCUGCCAACGUAUGUACUGGCGAGAGGAAUCGUAUGAGUUAUGGUUGAAUACUAUGGGUUUCAACCAUACAAUUGAUACCUCCUAUCUGUUCAGCAUGGCCGAAGUUGGUGGUUGUUAUCUUUUUGAUCUUGGACCGGGCUAA
This is a messenger RNA of Penicillium manginii, 330 nucleotides long. RefSeq lists its product as uncharacterized. The transcript has a single exon. Lineage: Eukaryota; Fungi; Ascomycota; Eurotiomycetes; Eurotiales; Aspergillaceae. The record is from RefSeq and is a predicted model, not a curated record. The coding region runs from base 1 to 330 and encodes 109 amino acids.